Cutaneotrichosporon cavernicola is the source of this 1254-nucleotide messenger RNA. RefSeq lists its product as uncharacterized. The coding region runs from base 1 to 1254 and encodes 417 amino acids. NCBI's taxonomy places the organism in Eukaryota, Fungi, Basidiomycota, Tremellomycetes, Trichosporonales, Trichosporonaceae. The record is from RefSeq and is a predicted model, not a curated record. The transcript is spliced from 3 exons.
AUGACGCCCUCACCCAGACUCAACGGCCGAGGCCGCGCCGCUCUCGAUACGUGGUUGGCCCAAACCAAUGCCGCCAACCUCACCCCCGCGCUGUUUGUCGGCGUCGCGAGCAAGGACGACGUGCUGUACUUCAACUGUGCUGGCGACAAGGUCCUCAAUCAGCCGGAAAAUGGCCAAGUCAAUGAGGAUACUGUCAUCGAAAUGUGGAGCAUGACCAAACUAGUCACUUCCCUCGCCUGCCUUCAACUGAAAGAACGCGGCCUCGUCUCCUACGACGACCCCGCUCUUAUCGAGCGCCUCCUUCCCGACCUCUGUGCCCAGCCCAUUCUUCUGGGCUAUGACGGCGACACGCCGAAAUACACUCCUCGCACCGAACCCAUUACCCUCCGCCGACUCCUAACCCACACUGUCGGCCAGGCAUACGGCAACCGUGCCCAGCUGCGGUGGGAGAAGGAAAACUUGGCCGUACCAUGGAAGGACCCCGGCUCGACAACCGAGUCGUUUAUCACGCCGCUCAAUAUCCAGCCCGGCAGUUCUUUCGUGUACGGCCUAGGCAUCGACUGGGCCGGCAUCCUUCUUGAGCGUAUUACGGGUCUCACACUGGACGAGUACUUCCGCAAGCAUAUCUGGGAACCGAUCGGGGUCAAGUCCAUGACCUUCUUCCCGACGCCCGAAAUCAAGGCCCGCUUGAUGCAGAUGUGCACCCGCACCCGCGAGGGCGAGUUGGUCCACACCAGAAAACUACGCCCCGUCAAAGAUAUGGUCCCAGCCGAUAUCAAGCAACAAGCCGGUGGGGGUGGGCUUUUGGGGACCGCGAGGGAAUAUAUCACCUUUUUACAGGCCGUGCUCCGGUGUAAGGAGGAAGACGGGCUGGUUUCGCGCGCCGGGUUCCGCGAGCUGUUCACCGACUCCCUGCCGCCCGACCAGGAGGAGCGGGAUUGCCACAAGGCCCUCGGCGCGUUCCUCAAGUUCCGCGGAUACCCCGAGGAACAGUACACAAGUGGGAGGGCUGUGGGGUAUUCGCCAGGCCUGUGUUUGAAUCUUGCCAACAGCGUUAACGGCCGCAAGGCGGGGAGUGGCUUUUGGUUUGGCGCGGCGAGGAGCGAGUAUUGGAUCGAUCCGGCUUCGGGGUUGAUUGGCCUCUGCGUCACCCAGCUGAUGAACGACUACGAGACAAUCUGGUCGGACGUGUACUCGUCCUACGAGCGGACCGUGUACGAUGCCGUCGAGGGAGUCGAUGAGGCGCGGUUGUGA